Molecule: messenger RNA, 351 nt
Organism: Metarhizium album ARSEF 1941
Lineage: Eukaryota; Fungi; Ascomycota; Sordariomycetes; Hypocreales; Clavicipitaceae
Exons: 2
Coding region: 1-351 (116 amino acids)
Source: RefSeq, a predicted model, not a curated record
AUGUCGCUCCUUGCAAAACGAGGCCUCCGGUACGCCGCGCCAAUGUGCAGCAGAGCCACGCCGGCCCAGGGCGCCCGCGCUUUCGGCGCGUCAGUCGCGGCGAGGAAGUCGCCCACGGACACGGUCAAGGACGGGCUGAAGACGGUGGACAGGACCGUCACAGAUAACGUCGUCUUGCCUGGCUUGGAAGCUGCCACAUCUGCCGGAAGCAAGAUCAAGGAGGGGGCCGAGGCGAUUGCUCACGGGAGCAAAGGCAAGGCGGCCGAGGUGAAGGGCAAGGCCAAGGGCGCUGCGGCCGAGGCCGAGGGGAAGGCCAAAGGGGCGGCGGAGAAUAUCAAGAGUCAGCUGUGA